AUGCCACCGAUAGAACUUCCAAGGUUAACAGGUUCUUUACGAGCUUUCUCAGGGGUAUCGUAUCCGCAUUCACGUCCACCAGAAAAUGUGAAUGACCUACUGAAGAGGAAGCGCCAACUCCGAGCAAGAAAGCAGCUUGCGAAAACUUUGUCGUGGGUGGAAUUAAAAAAUUUGAUAUCAGAAUCGGCAAGCUCUGACAAAGUUGCUGCCCAGGAGGUAUGUAUAUCACUUUUAACAGACAAGAAAAAGGUUUUUCUUUCAAGCUUGUUUAGUUAGAUACAGAAAUAAUGUAUUCGUGGGACGUUCUAUUUUUAUCUGCUUUCCUGCCUCCCCCUGGUAAGGAUGACUGGAAUCCGAACCUUCAAAUUUUUGUCGGCGCCCUUUAAAAAAUGAAAUCCAAAGGGUUUGUUCUUUGUCGACACUUUUGAAAAAUUUGUCCGAACUUGUCGGCCUAUUUGAAGAAAAAAUCCGAACUCCCUAUUCUAAAACCCGUCAUCCUUAGUUGUGGGUGGGAAGGGGAGGGGGGCGGGGGUUCGGAUUAAAAACGGAACUUCCCCAUAUACAUGAAAGCCCCAAAGAUCACCAAGAUCCGGUCAUCUAUGAAUUUACCAAUAAAUUUAGAUUUAAGGUUAAAUUUAGAUAUAUAUUGUUGUUGUUGUAGAAAAUUUAGAAGGAAUAGAGUUGUCAUUCCAUUUGUUGUCCAUUCCAUUUUCAUGGUGAGCCAGUAGCUCUAGUUUUUAGGAGAAGUACAACACAGCCCACCACAGAUCAAAUAAAGGGUAAUAUUGGCCAGUAUAGGGCCGUAAAAAGCAGUAAACUUAUAGUACAAGACAGUGAACACAUUAUAGUGACAGUAUUGUAAGUGACAGUAAAGAACUCUACUGUGCAGAACAGUUGCAGUGAAGAACGGUACAAGAUUAUAUGGUUCAGACUGUACUGGAAAUCACACAUCAGUAAGUACAGUGUAGAUAGUACUUGUAUUUCACAAUGGUAGACCCUUCUAGUCAAGCUGAUAUCAACAUUACAGAAACGCGCCCAUUGAAAAACGUUGAUCGUGAAAAUGCAAAUAAGUGAAAAAUGACGUAAAUUGAGUGUUAAUCAAGAAAUCCUCCAUGAUUAUCCCUUUCCUGGUUAUUAUUCCUGCUCAGACACCUGCAACAUUUGCCUAUUCUUUGACAAAGAAUAGAAUUUCACGCAACUAACAAUAGCUCAGUCUAUCUAAAAACUGUCUAAAUUUAAUCUGAAUUAGCAUGUGACUAUUUGCUUUUAAUCGCUUUGUAAUUGAAAAAUCCUCAAUGAUUGUCGUUCAUUUUGUCAUAAAUUUUUCAACUUUCCGAUUAAAACGAAUUUUUACCUGUUACAUGCUUCAUGGUGUUCGAAAUCGAUCGAUAAAAUAUGAGCACAACCGAUGCGUUAGUGGUUUGUUUACAUUUUAAUGCGGGUUUUAGAUAAUAUUGUAAACCUUAAAAUUUACGUUGAAAUUCCAUGAAAAAGCACUUUCACUUACAUUAUUUAUUUGAGAUAUUGAUUUUAACAAAGUAUAAGGCAAAAUUUAGAGCGAUAGUUUCUUUAACAACGCUAUAACUAAAUAAUAUUUAAUCGCCAGACCUGAACAGUGAUCUAAUCUGUCUCUUGAAAACAACUACAAUACCGCUUCUGAUAAUAAUAGACAUUGCUAAACUUUUUUGUUCAAUCUUAUCGACUGAUUUUCGUUAAGAAGAGUUUUGAAUUGAAGAAUAGUUGGUUUUUGAUUAGCUUUAAUUGUUUUUCCAUCGAGUCAAUUCGCACCAGACUACCGCACUCGGGAGGGCUUUAUGUUAGUGCGCGAGGAAGAAAAAUACUUCUUUCUGCAUAAACAUUUUCUUCUCUGUAGCAAUGACAAAGACAUUCCAACACUUAAAACAAUGGCAACCUACCUCUAUUGUUUCUGCAUUGUCUCUUGAAAGUGUGAGAAUUGUUGGUCGCAAUAAAGUUCAUAAGACACCGAAAGCGGCAGUAGCCUUUGAACCUUGUUUUUGCUCGCAAAGCGUAAUGGGUACCCCACUUUUCCCGGGCGACCUUUUUGAAUGGGCGCGUUUCUGUAAUGAAUGAGGACCCUUGGUAUUCCAAUGUUUAAGAAAGUGCAUGCAAAAUUUUAAAAGUAUAAAAAAGCAAAAGGAAAUUGUAAUAAUUAUGACUAACUAAAUUAACUAACUGCUGAUAUUUUUUUAAACUAACGAAAGUGCCGCUGGCUUCUUUAUAACUGAAAGUCUCUAGGGACUUGUUCUACUCGUAAAAGUACUGGACAGUAGAUAGGGUACACAGAACAGCACAGGGCUGAACAGUGUAGGACAGUUAAGUUGUACAGUACAUAUGCCAGCUUUACAAUGCAGUGCGUUAUAAUUGCAGAAGAUGCUCUGUUACAAUGUAGUAACAGUACUGUAUUAUUAUGACCAUUGUUUCAUGAAAUGAAACAGACUGGAAGAUAAUAUAAUAUUAUUACAGUGUACAUGUAGGUAAAAAUAAUAGGGGAGCAAAAUUCUUCUUUUUUUAGGUUAGGACACUAUUGCAAGAGCUUGUUCAAACAUCUGCAGAAAUUGGUAUGUAAUAAUUGAUAAUUCAGUUUGCUUGGUUCCCAUGGCUCUUAUAUGUUUCUAGAAUGAUAAGUUUUUUGGAUUAAUUGCCUAAUGUCACUUUGAUUAAUGAGUGGUAUUUCCCGAUGUGAAUCAAAGUGUUACGAUUUCUAUAACAACAUACAUUACCUGAAAAUCAAACAUGACUUUUACAUCAUAACUUUGGCUUUCUUUUUACGAUUUUCUUUGCCUUCCUUUCCCUUUGCAUUAAUUGCACACUUCUUUGUUCCCUCUUGAUGACCUUUUCUCACAAAUGUUGGUGAACAUAAAAACAUUCAUGUUGUAAAAGAAUAAGUCGGCAUUGAUGUUGGCGGAGAGACCAUGGCCUGGUUCCUGAAAGGCUGAUUAACGCUAAUCCAAGAUUAAAAAUUUUGUUUCAUUUUUGUCUUUACCUUCCUAUGCACUGCUUAGAGAAACAUUGUGUGUUAUCAUCACUGAAUUUCAGAGUAAAGACACAGAAGUAUUUUGUAAGCUCGAGUGACAUGUUCUUAGACAGGAAAACCUUGCUUGAAAUCUGGCUUAAUCCUGGGUUAAACUUAACCAUCUUUCGAGGAACCGGGCCCAUGACUAGUAUUUUCCUGUCCUUGUUGUGACUUGUUGGGUGUGUUUUUUCUGAAUGGCCCAUAACUAGUCAUAUUUGGAAGAUUUAUUCAACUAUAUUGACUGUAACAGCCAUCUUUCUUGUGAGCUAUUUGUACAUUAUAACAUACGUGUAACCACUGCUCGCCUUGACUAGCUAAUCUGCUAACUGCGGGCAGUGGAUAUUGCUUUCUGUAAAAUUUACAAUAAUUAAUAAACAGUUGAACAGUUUUCCAAGACAACAAAAAGUGAUGACAUUACUUGUACACUGUAAAUGGUACAGAAAUGGACCCUGAUUUUAUUUAAUAGAAUCAUGCUCCCAUGCAGUCCUGUGUGUUUUAAGUGCAUUAUUGGAGUUAACCAUAUAUUUUGUCUUUUUUUUGUCUGUCUAGUUGGCAAAGAUUCAUGUGGAGAGGCUGUGGAAAGUGCUUCAGUAUUCAUUUUUGUAACUUUAAAGGAGGCUGAUCACAUUGGAAAGAAUGAAAGUACAAAACUUAAGAAUUUUUUUGGAGCCUUCCCAGCUUCAUCAGCUACCAAGGCUUGUCACAUUGUCAACAGCUUAAUUUCACUUCUCUCUGAAAACUGCCUAGCCACUAUCAACAAAAGAAGUCAAGAAAAACAAGAGGAACCUGUUAAAGAAUUUGGAAGUGAUAUAAAAUUUUCACCAUUGCAAAAGAAAGACCUUUCACUUGAUGAGGCUUUGCUAUCUGAUUCUGAGGAUGAAGAUGUUUAUGUUAACAGUGGUUUUGCGUCAGUCAAGGAAGAACCUACUGUGUUAAGAGACAAACCAUCAAGUGAGGCAGCGUAUAGAAAGGAUGAUAUAAGUGGUUCGUGGCUGAGAGAUCAGUGUGAGAUGUAUUUUGCCGACAGCUCCAGUGGUGUUUCAGUCCUUGAUCUUUGUUCGGCAAUUUUUGACAUUCUUGCCUCUGAUAAAGAUAAUGCCGCCAUUCAGAAUGACUUGUUUGAACUUCUUGGUUUUGAUCGAUUUGAAUUUAUUCAAACUCUUUUGGCAGACAGACACAGAAUUGUCAUAGCAACGUCUGAAAGUGCAGGUGAUUUGAUAGAAAACCAAGGUAUGUUCACAGGGUGAAAAUGUUGCCUCUGCUUGUAGGCAUUUCAAUAUUAUCAAUGACUACACCCUACUGGAGAUUUUUCAACCUUCUCUGAUCAAUAAUUACAGAUCAUAACUUACCCACAGGCUACAACAUUUUCAAAAGUAAGAUCCUCAACAUUUGAUUCUCCCCUUUUGAAGCUGAUACUUUGACUUUGGGGAAACCAGGAUUUUUGCAGGAUCAUCACUGCAAAAAAUUUUGGAAAAAGACUUUACUUCUUGAGGAAAAAAAAAACAACAACCAUUUGAAUGUACAGUGAGCGACAGCACGUACAUACAGGUACAAAUGCAUGCAAUACUGUAAUGAGUUAUAAGAUAUUAGAUGACAUCCCAGAUACUGUCUUGGCAAUGAAACCACUCACUAAACAGCUCAUUUAGUAGAAUGCUGAAAUUUUUGUCAUUAUUGAACUGGGCCCAUACUAUAGUGAAAGGUAACAUGGCGACUGAGUAGAUUAACACCUUGAACUUCAGGUCUGUAGGUCUGGGGUCAAACCCUACCCAUUAGGUUGUUUCCUUUGAUGAAAAACUUUGCUCCACUGGUGACAAACGAGGACUGGUGGUUAAAAUUCUGCUGGGGGUAACCCUUCAGUGGUCUAGCAUCCCAUGCAGGAGGGAGUAGUGGUACUCCUAGGUGCUUUAUGCUACAGAAACUGGAAUCUUGGACCCGUUUCUUGAAAGUCACUGCAACUUUUCGGACCCAGAAUUUAAUACCGUGUGGCACGAAAUUUAUGCGGGAGUUUAUUUUUGCGGAUUAGCGAUUUUUUUUGUUUUGCGGGAACUAAUUUUUGCGAUUAGGGCAGAUUGGUUUUUCAGGCUGGGAAUUAAUUUUACCCUUUUCAGCAAGUACCCAGUACCCAGCGUUGACAUUAUUUUCGUUUUUAUUGAGCACAUACAAUAGAAAUGCAUAUUUUCAAACAAUACUACGGUGUGCGUCGAUAUUUCAUUGUAUACCGCUUUGUUUCUGAACGAAAGAGGCAAGACGUAAUUGAACAGACACGAUUUCUUAGUACUGCAUUUUUGUGUAGUGAAUUUAAGUUAGAGAAUAUUAAUUAAGUAAAUUUUUGUGGGAAAAAUAUUUGCGGUAAUUUUUAUUUGCGGGAACUUAUUUUUGCGGAUCGCUGAAAAAAACGCAAAACUCGCAAAAAUUAGAACCCCCAAAAAUUUCGUGCCACAUGGUAUUCAAAUCAAAAUCUUAAGAAUAAAAGGGCAGUCCUAGCUACGAAACCAGUCCAUUUUGUUUUGUUAGCUGAUAGUUUUAUCGUGUUAUCUGCAAAUCUAUUGAAACCUCAAUCUUGAAUGUAAUUUUUCGAAAUUUUGAUUUGUAUCACGUUUUAACUUAUACGUCAUUGCUUGUAUUAAUUCAACCGAACUUACAAACGAAUUCACAACGGAAGAUGAUCGUUGAACAAUCGAAACAUGUCUUGUUUUAAACUUAAAGUUGUUGUCCAUUUCUUAAAAACAACAACAGCUUUCCAGGCCGUUAAUUUCCGUGAUUUUUGGGAAACAGGGGCCCGUGUCUCGAAAGUCCCGAUAAUUAACGGGCCCGGUAAGCUGUCUCCGUUUACCUUAAAGAUCGAGGUUUCAAUAGUUUUGCAUCUAACAUGAUAAAACUGUCAGUUAAUGAAACUAAAUGGAGUAGUUUGCUAGCCAGGACCCGCGCUCUUAUUCUUUAUAUUUCGAUUUGAAUUUUUGAUUUCGGGCCCGUAAAGUUACCGGGACUUUCGAGAAACGGGCCCCAGGCCCCCACUCUGGCCGUGUGGGCCUCCUUCUCUUUUGUGCAUACUACCUUACCCCACUAAAGCUAACAAUAGAACAUUUCAAAUUUUCGGUAGGCAAAUCAUUUUUAAUGCAUGUUGCAAUGUCACGAGGCUGCUACUAAUGCAUUGUGAACAUCUUUGAUCAUACAUUGUACAUGUAACAUUAGACACUGACAUUGUUCAAUGUUUGUUGUCCACAUUAUAGGGAAUGGUAGAGUUAAGCCUCCAGGGCAGUCAAACAAACCAUCGUAUGGAUGUCAAGUAACUGUCCAGGUAACUACAAUUAUGUUUAGAUUUAAAGAAUCUCAUACAUUUACACUGUUAAGUUGGAGCACACUACACAACUAUUAUUCCUGGAGUUAAUAGAAUCAUCUUCAAGUUAUAUUUUAACGCAGUGAAAGAACUUGGCCAAUAUCUGUUCACGUUGAUCAUAACUCUGCAUAAUCAGGCGUUAAUGGGGGCACUCAGACGAGUUUCAGACUUUUAGUGAAGGUGAGGCAUGAGAGAGACGUAGAGAGGAGUCCACUUGCGUGUCUCGCGCUUCGCGCUCGAGCCCUCAGACCUGCCUGAGUGUCCCCAUUGGGACCCCCGCUAUUCAGGCUACUGUUGGGAACUCUCAGAUGAUUUUCGCUCUCCAGCAUUUCUUGUAGCGGGCGAAACGAGACAAAAGUGUAUCGAGUAACUUGCUUUUGAGCGGGGCUAACCUUCCUUUCGUUUUGUAAAAGCAUUUAUUUGAAAGUUGCUAGAGACUGACCACAUCUUUAAAGUUAAAGGAUGUUCCUUAGUUCUGUUGAAACGACCUCGACUGAAUUGAACAGACUCCAGAUUUGUAUCAAACCAACUUCAGUUUGUAUCGAAACGACCGGUUUCCACUGCUCCGUACUGUUAAUCUUCUUUAUUUACUACGCUUGUCAGUCUGAGCAAGAAAAGCAGUUGAUACGACAAGUAAGAAAAGAGGAACGGAAAGAGGAGAGACGUCAGGCCCGCCGAGACAGAAAUGCCGCAUCAGAUGAGCAAGAACUCGAUCAAGAAACCUAUCUCAGAGCUGUUGGUUUUGAUCCCGACUCCAUGAAAUUACAGAGGUAUACAGUUAUGUUGCUUUAUUUCGUUAGCAUUUUUCUCAAUACAAUGAAGUGCCAGGGGACUGGGAAAACUAUGUCGCUAUAAUGGGGGUAUGUUCUUUUGGGGAAUGGGGGAUUGCUUCAUUAGGCUGAUUAAGCAACAAAACGGGAACGUUAGUUUACGACGGGAAAGCGCGCGGAAAGGACUACACACGACUUCCGGUGCCCAAUUUGCCGCUCUGCUAUUGGUCAAAUCAUUUGUUUGAUUUGCACGCGCCGUCGUCAAGUGACCUUCCCGUUCUCUUGGCAAAUCAGCCUAUUUAAGUCUCUGGCCCCCAGGGUAUGGUGUGGGUGAUUUAGUUUCCUCUGUAGCAAAAGGAGUUUGCAUUUGAGCAAAAACAAUGGUCGGCGUGUGGGCCGCCAGAUUAGCUCGUAGUACUCCUUUACCUACUGCACUGGAAUACUUGGUGGCAUUAACUUUGUGUGUUUAUUUUUGCUGUUGUUUUCUUUUUUUUCUUUAGAGAGAUUGCUCUUCAGGCAGCAGCCACUGCGCCAUUAUUAUCACGACCAAAACGGAGCAUGCACUCAGGUCAUGUUUACCCGCACGUUUUUGAUGCUUUGGCUGAGACACAACGCGCUACAGCCUUCAUUUCAGACACCAAGGUAUUGCACGAUGCUCAUUAAUCCUUUCACUUCCAAUAUGCAUUUAAUAUUGGCCAAAAUAGAAAUCAAAAUCAUAAGGGAUGAAUAGCCCAAAGCAAAAGCAUUGCUGAAGAGUUUUCAUUUGAUUUAUCACACCAUACAUGUAGGACUAAUUCAUCCACAGACUCAAAAGUUAGAAGUACUUACUAAAUAAAUAGCACCAUGGGAAAGUACUACUGAAGAGAUUUCAUCUGAAUGGUCACACCAUAGGAUUUCAUUGACAGACUCAAAAGUUAGAGCUACAUACUAAAUAUAUAGUACCAUGUGAAAGUACUGCUGAAGAGGUUUCAUUUGAAUGGUCACACCAGAGGAUUUCAUUCACAAACUCAAAAGUUAGAACUACAUACUAAAUAUAUAGUACCAUGUGAAAGUACUGCUGAAGAGGUUUCAUUUGAAUGGUAACACCAUUGGAUUUCAUUCACAAACUCAAAAGUUAGAACUACAUACUAAAUAUAUAGUACCAUGUGAAAGUACUGCUGAAGAGGUUUCAUUUCAAUGGUAACAUCUUAAGAAUCACACGUUAUGCACACUGCCUUACGUCCAAGUAGGAAGCAAAAUAAGGACGAGAGUAGCCUUCGAGCAAGCUCUCUUAGGGGGGAGAGGAGGAGGGCGGAGGCACUCUGGGGCGGGUGGUAAAGAAGAGGAGAGCUAUUUCCAUUUUUUAACUGUUUCCCACCCCCAUUCUCUCAUCCUCGACCCAGAGAGCUCGCUGUUUAGGGCGGGAGCGGAAUACUUCAUAAAUAUAUUCAUAUCCAUCGACCCCUAAUUGUUGAAACUACAAUGAUUUUUUUUAUCAGUGUAUAAAGCGUCGAUCUGUACAAUAUUUGAGAGUUGCCUGCCUUUAAAUAAGCUUAUUAAUAAGCCUUUUACUUUGUUCCUUUCUGGACUGUCGCCCUCGCGUUUCUGGUCACCUCUCUAUUAAACUGUCUCGCCACCAACGAAAUCGCCACCUCUAUUCUUUCACUUUCGUUCAAUAAAUAUGUAGGGUUUAUUCUGGGAGAAAUAAUGAGCAAUGCAUAAACUAAGUAUAACUUACUAUAACAAUACGCACCAAUCCAGAGCUUGUGUUCCACUGCUGCGGCGGUACAUCUUGCCUUUCCCCGACUAGAACUUACAGGUAUGUUGAUGCAAGGAGUACUCUUAAAAUAUGAUUGGUGUAAGUGUGAAAUGCUUAUCCAAACCACGCGUACCCCUGAAGCAGUAAAAACUUUAAGGUUUAUCUUUGUUGAGUUAACUGGAUCAAAUGUUGUAAUUUAAGGUACUAUCUACAUGUAAUUCUGCUUUUUCUCUGACAGAUCGCCUUACCAGCGGACGCUAAACGUAAAAACACAAAAAUGUUUGAGGAGGUUGUCAUUCCACCUAACAACCCUGUGCCACCGAGGGAAGGCGAAACGCCAAUCCCUAUUUCGUCGUUGGAUGAGGUGGGUUGUACUUCGGUAUAGAUUUAAAUUUGCCGUACUGACGUGAACUUCUGAUUGGAUGACGCAGUUUUCCCACAAAGGCAUGACCAAUCAGUAGCGCUGCCCAGAUCUGGGUUGUGACACGUCAUCAGUAUGGAAUUUCCGCGCUCGUUCUUCAAACUUCAUUUCGCGGGGAACCCAGUGGUGGCGUCGCGAAAUAGUGGCUGUUUUCUUAGGCUAUGUACAGACUAAGAAGUUGCUUUUACCGUUUACUAUUGGUGUUUUAGUAUUCGACUACUUGACCAAUCUCAACAUUCAUUGUUUUUUAGAUUGGACGGAUGGGAUUCCAAGGCAUGAAGAAACUGAAUAGGAUCCAGUCAAUUGUGUUUGAUACAGCUUACAAUACUAAUGAAAAUCUUCUGAUUUCUGCUCCAACGGGAGCAGGCAAAACCAACAUUGCCAUGUUGACAAUCCUAAGAGAGAUUAAGCAGAAUAUUGAAGAAGGAGUCAUCAAGAAAGAUAAAUUUAAGGUAAAUGGUAAAUGGAUAGUCUAUGAGUAGUCACUUCUUUUCCUCAUGGAUAGUGCAAAGAGCGAAACACGCAAACCCACAUGAAAAUCUCCUCCAGUGUGGAGGUUGUCCACGAGAAGGAGAGAAAAUGAAAGACAUUUUCAUUCUUAUUUUCUCUCCUCCCUCUUGCAUCACCGAUCUCGCGGGUGGUGAUUUUCACUCUUGCUGCGGGAGUUGCUGGCAUAAUUCGCUCGCUCAACAAUCCUUAAGAAAAAUAAGGGACUACUGGUAGACUAGUAAAUCGAUGGAAAUGGUAAUUGUUAUGUUUAUAGUAUAAAUGCACAUAGCUGCUUCAGCUAACUCAUAGGCACUCGACUUGAAUAAUUUGGAUUAGGGGAGGAGUAGGUGGAUUCUAUGUUAAUGUACAUGUCUUCAUCUGAAGAAGAAAGAAAAAUUUAAGCAGUAAAAAAACUUAAAAUUAAUUAAAAAGAAAUUUCUGUAACAAAUAGUCCUUAACUGAUCUCUUAAAAGUCUCAUGAUGUUUUUAGUGAUUUAUCUAAGGAGUUCCAAAUCUUAGUUGCUCUGUAGAAAAAAGCAUCUUUGGCAGCAUGCAGUACGAUACUUGGUGAUGUUUAUAUCCGUACUGUUUUACAGCCUUUCGCUCCGCUGGGAACUAAACUCCAUUCUUCAUGUAAAUGAAAGGGUUUCAUUUAUCAUUUAUCAUUUUUGGCAACGUUCUGACCGCGUAGUCUUCAUCAGGCGAUAGUGUAGAAUCACUGAGUAGGACUAUUAGUACCACCGUGUUUCCUCGUGAUUGGUGUAUCACGAACCUCACUCAUGGUUGGCAGGUUUCCAUCCAAGGUGGAAACCGUUCCCUCAGCGGUCUGUGGUAUCGAUCGGCUGUUGUGAUGUCUGAUCGUACGCAUUCACGCUUCAUUCCACUGUCUCUGUUUAUGUUGUUAGGCUUAAGUAUUAUUUGAAUAGCCCCUUUAAUCCUAAUAGAGUACCAGUGAGGGUCUCGGUCAAUAAACUUAACCUCGUUGGGCGAGCUGCUCAGUCUAAACCCCCUGACAUUAUAUCGUUUGUUUGUUUGUUUAGAUCAUCUACGUAGCUCCCAUGAAAGCCCUUGCCGCUGAGAUGGUCCAAAACUUUGGCAAGCGGCUGUCUUCUCUGGGAAUCGCAGUCCGUGAACUCACUGGAGAUAUGCAACUCACAAAAGCUGAGAUCCUCAAGACUCAGGUAACAUACUCCCUUUCAUUCAAGGGUAGUGCAAUAGAUUUGUUAGUUCUAAACGCAAAUUGCUUAAGAAUGCCCAAAACUAGUUACAAAUUGAAAAGCCAAAGACAAAGGAAAUCAUUCAUCGUGAUGUGUUUGGGUAUCUAACACCUUGUAGUUAAUCUAAAAAUGAGUUGUAUUUCAGCUCUUUUCGUCUUCUGUUCGCCAAAAAUUCAUUGGAUCAGUAAGGUCUCUUACUGAUGACUUGUAGAAGGAGGCAAGACUCUAAUAAAUGAAAUAUUUACUAAACAAGGACGUCAAGAAGAGGAUAACGUGUAAGCCAGGUUUUAAAUCUUAAUUGCUCUCUUUCUGUCCACAGAUGUUGGUAACCACGCCUGAAAAAUGGGACGUGGUGACGCGUAAGAGCACGGGGGACGUGGCACUAGCGCAGCUUGUGAAAUUGUUGAUUAUUGAUGAGGUGCAUCUGUUGCAUGAUGACAGAGGUUCAGUGAUCGAGUGUUUAGUUGCGAGGACCCUUCGACAGGUGAACUUACUUCAUCAUUUUUUCACUGUUCAGAAAGAACCUUGCUGCAUGCUUUAGAGUAUACUGUGGUCGUGUCUUCCUCUAAAGUUUAUUAAAAGCUCAAAACUUAAGGUUUUAUAAUUAAAAGCAAAUCUAGCAACACUGCCUUAAAGUAAAAGUCAGGAGUUAUACUGCAAGGACCAGACUAGCUAGGUUUACUUCCCACCACUACCAGUCAGUAACGGUAAACCUGAGUUAUUUUCUCUUACUAGGCUCUAUGCUCUCUCGGGGAUCUUGCCAUUUUUUAUGUAGAUUUUUCUGUAGUCCUGAUGUUAAUUCAUGGUCAAUCCCACGCUUGUCAGUAGCCUUGCGACUGGUUACCUUUUUCUAAUUCGGGUCAUGGAGUGCCUGUAAACUAGCUAGUCGGAGAAGCUAACUGCUCCUCUACUUCUUUUUAGUACUAACCAUGGUAGGCCCUCUGCAGCUAAGGGUAACGUGCGAUCUACUGUGGCUCAUGCCAAAUUUUGGGAUAACAGAGACAGAAACGUCUAAACCCUUAAGGUCCCUUAAUGAUACAAUUUUAUUGUGGUUUGAGUAACGGAGAAAACACUAUAUCUAUCAAUGGAAAAAUUCUUGGACUACAUGCCUUGCGGUCCAGCAAGUUUUCCAUACAACCCCCUACAAUUUUUCAUACUUUGAAAUACUCAUUUCUUAGUAUUUUGCAAUUUUCUCGUGCUUGUUUCAUCUCGUCACCUCAAUUUUCGCAUUAAGCAGGUCACGCGACUGCAGGAUGCUAAGUUUCUUUUAAGCAUUAUCAGUUAUUGCCACGUCUUACUAUUGAACUCAGUUGCGUUACUUUGUGUCCACACAGGUGGAGUCAUCUCAAAGCAUGAUCCGUAUCGUUGGUUUGUCCGCGACUCUGCCAAACUACAUUGACGUAGCAAACUUUCUUCGGGUCAACCCUUAUGAGGGUCUAUUUUUCUUUGACGGGCGUUUUCGUCCCGUCCCGCUCGGGCAGACCUUUAUCGGGAUCAAGAGCGCGGGUCACGUCAAACAGCUGCAUGACAUGGAUACAGUUUGCUAUGAGAAGGUCUUGGACAAUGUGCAACAGGGACACCAGGUAAGAAAUAGUUUACAUUGACCAAGGAAAUUUGGUCAUAUGAAACAGGCUUACCAGUUGAAGACAAGAAACGUUGAAGCGUCUUCUACAAGAAAACAAUUUUUGUGAUGACAGGUUAAGCAAUAGUAUAAUUCAUUGAGUGUUGGACUGUGAAAUUUUAGGCGACAUGUUAAUUUCUUUUUUUUAAUUGCCAGGUGAUGGUUUUUGUGCAUGCGCGAAAUGCCACCGUCAAAACAGCGCUGACAUUACGAGAAAUGGCAAACAAUCAGGGAGACGCUACGCUUUUCCGGGCUGAGCCGAGUCCAGAGUAUGGAGCGGCUGAAAAACAGGUAUUUAAUAAACUAACUAUGUGCGCGCUCGUUUGGUACUAUCUCACAGUUGUUAUUCAAAGGUUUUUAUACUUUCUACGGCUCCGUUCGAAAAGAAACACAGUUAUGUCUUAUCUGAGUAUUUUCGAAGACAUAUUUGUUAACUCGCAUGACGUGGCUGGAAAGGUUUCUCAGAGCCCACCUACGUCAGUCUAAUGGGAAAAAAGAAAUUGUUGAGUGUGUUGAGAAGGUCAAGCCUUGGUCCCAGUUUUAUCAGACAUUAAUCAACUGAUUGUAAACUCGGGAUCUCGUUACCGGGCUGGAAACAUUCACAUAUGAGCUGAAUGUAUCAGUAUGUUACUGGGAUAGAAAAUGUUCAAAUACGAAUGUCUUUUCAUUGAAAGGGGACAAGUUUAUCAUCAUUAUUCACGAAGGCCAAUUUUUUAUUACCUUAUUGUCACAAAUUAUCUGGUUAUUGAAUUUCUCGGUGUUGCGGUGUUACUGUGGAUGCUAUCCGUGUGUUUUUAAACUCUUGUUAAAGUGGAGUGAUAUGAAAUUUUCUCAUAUUAAUCGAUCUGGGUUAGGGUUUCGUCGUGCUAGCCGUUUUUAGUGUCGCGUUCCGUCACGACAGUAAAAACGUUCGUUCGCCAGGUUAGUAGGGUUAAGGGAUGCCCAUAUUAGGGUUUUGAGAAUGGAUGCGCGAAGGGGAUCUCACGAACUGUUAGCGGUGGGUGCAAUCAUCAAAUGACGAAAUACAAAAAAUUGUAAAGACACUGAACAACAUUCACACCACUAAACACAAAAGAGAACCAAGACCAAGAAACACCCGGAUAUUGAAUGAGAAAUAGUUAAUUCCUCCGUGGAUGCUAUCACUCACACAAUGUCAUCCUGGACGGAGCUGAAAUUUUCCAUAUAAAUACAAUCGACUUUAAAAUUCGUCGUGCUAACCGAGCAAUCCGGUCCGUCAAAACGUUAAGGAUAAGGAUAAUUUGGAUAAUUUAUUAAAUGUCGAGUGGUUUCUCAAUCUUUCGAGCGACAGGCUCAUGUUAAAAAUGUUCGACAAUACAAAACAAAAUAACGUUGAAUCAUGCAUAAAAAGUUCUAGCCUGCGUAGCCAGUGGGAUUGCUCAUCGUUUUCGCUUUGAUUGGUCAACGGACCGACUUACAUCAUGCUAUUGACUUCUUUGCUCAUCGGUAAUGGGUGUAAUUCACAGGUGAUGAGAUCAAGGAACAAACAGCUGCGCGAGCUGUUUCCAGACGGAUUCAGUAUUCAUCAUGCUGGCAUGCUGAGACAGGACCGCACCAUGGUGGAACAACUUUUUUCUCGAGGCCUGAUCCGUGUACUAGUCUGCACUGCUACCCUGGCCUGGGGUGUCAAUCUGCCUGCUCACGCUGUGGUCAUCAAGGUCAGAUAGUCAUGUCAUGAGACACUAUAACAGUCAUAGUGAACACGAGAAAAAUUAUCGCAGUUAUCUACAGUGUAGGCAGAUUAAGCGGUUGCGGAAAGAGAAGCUAAAAUAAAACAAGCUUGGAUGGUAUUGGAACCCAUGAUUUUUGCAAUAUCGGGUUCACCGGGAGCGGUUCAAUGGUUGGACGUCACGCCUUUGACCCCUUUCAGCCCUAUCAUUUUGCGCACCCCAUUCUCCCCACAUUUUAUACCAUUAUAAGUUGUUGAGACAAUUUGUUUUUCAUUUUGAAUUCGCCUUUUCUCAUGGCCUUCAUGUUUAUUAUGCUCUGCUAUUGUAAGGAGAAAUUAGAUGUUGGUCACGUCAGGUCACGAAGGCGUCUGCAGCAGCUCGUAAAGGUUCUUGUAGGAGCCACGUUAAACUGUGUUCGUUCGUUCGGUUGUUGUUGUUGUUGCUUUUUAUGCUCUGUUAUUGUAAGGAGAAAUUGGAUGUUGAUCACCUCAUGUGACGAAAGGGUCCGCAGCAGCUGCUCAAGGUUCUUGCAGGAACCAGGUUAAAAUGUGUUGUGUUCGUUCGUUCGUUCUUUUGUUCGGUAGUUGUUGUUGUUGUUGCUGUUUUUUUUUUUUGCUUUGCUGCCUGUCUUCUUGAGAUAGUUACAGCGUCAUUUGAUUGCAACGCCUUGCUAAGUUGAACUCAGUUAAUUAAUUUUUUGUAUAAAAGAGUGUGGAUUCGGAAUUUUUUUUUGAAAAAAAUAGCCUGAGUUACAGCCGGCCCACGCACUCGUCUAAACCGUUACAGAAGGUUUAGAGCGCCUGCGACGCAGGCAAUAAAAGAAGGACACCCCUAAAAAAGCCAUUUCUGGUUUUAAGGAAAACCUACGUUUAUUGCAGUGCUAGUCAUUAGAAUUUAACUACACUGCCAUCCUCGGAGACCCAGGGGCAGAUAGUGGGAGCGAGGGAAAGUCUAAACGGGCAGAAAAACACAAAAGUUUUCUGGCACCAAUCAGAAGUCAGAACGGCGGCGACCGUUUGGAACUGGUCUGGUAAGACAUUGUCCCCAGGGGCGCUUCUCGCCGUUCUUUACUUUUCUUCGUGCCAUAUUUUUCCGCCCGUUUAGACUUUCCGUCACCCCCACUAUCUGCCCCUGGGUCUCCGAGGAUGCUACACUGCAAGCAGAGGUUCUCUCUUGCAAAACUUUUAGCGUUUACGAAAUCGUUCGCGUCGCUUGUCAGUCGAGUUACUAACUACGCCACUGACAAGUCACGCAAACGACUUCGUAAACGCAAAAAGCCAUGCAAGAGAGAAACCUCUGCUCGCAGGGUAGGAUUUAACUCUUCAGUAAUCUCUUUUAAAAUGCCCUCAUAUAUUCUUUUGCAACUUUAGGGUACACAAGUAUACGAUGCUAAAAAAGGCUCUUUUGUCGAUAUCGGCAUCUUGGAUGUGCUGCAAAUCUUCGGUCGAGCAGGCCGGCCUCAAUUUGAUAAACAAGGCGAAGGAAUUAUUAUUACUUCUCAUGACAAACUCAGUCACUACCUUUCGCUUCUUACAAGGCAAUCACCGAUCGAGAGUCAAUUCAUUUCCAGUCUUACCGAUAGUUUAAACGCUGAGGUGAGCAGAUUUUACUUUUACUUUAAUGGGCUAUGUAAUUAGGAUAUUGCUGCUUUAUGUCAUCACUUCCGUUUCGGAAAUUAGUCACCGUAUUUAUUUGAUUAAGCGCCCAACCUCAAAUCAGCGUCCACCUCGAAUAAGCGCCCAUCCUACUGGGAGGAAAAUUUUACAAGCGCCCAGCCUCGAAUAAGCGCCCACCCCCACCCACAACCUAAAACUUGAAAAAAAUAGCCCUGUUUGUUCAAGUUUCAAUUCAUGUCGAUCCUUGCCAACUAUAGCUACAGACGACAUGCAGGAAAAAGUUCAGUGCCUAAAUAUAGUCCUAAGUAACAAACCUGGACCAUUAUUUGUGGAAUUUCUUUGAUGCGAAGACAAGUUUUAGCUUUUUUUAAAAAGACAGCAAGUUGUGUGACAUAGCAUUUUAAAGCUUUUUUAAGCUUUCAGGGGCUCAUUGCAUCACAUGAGCCGGGCUCACUUUGCCAGGGUGACGUUUCACUCCAAGGUGCGUGAGCUGAGUGUUUCCCGCCUUCCUUGUACUGGUUUGUUUCACUAAGCUGGCCCGGCUAGCGUGAUAGCAUAGAAAAUUUUCAGAACAUCUUGCCGGGAUCCUGGCUAGCUGGGCGUAAACUUUACGCGCGUAAAUAAAAUAGAGACGUCGAUGUAAGGAGUGAACUUAUAAGUUGAGCGUGGUUUAACUUUUACGUUUACGCGUAACCUUCCAUACAUUACCUCGACAGUGGAUACCCACCCUUACUGUGAAUUGCGCUUAACUGGCUUGUUUCUUGCCAUUAGAUCGCUCUUGGAACAGUAACCAAUGUCGAUGAAGCUGUAGAAUGGUUGAGUUACACCUACCUUUAUCUGCGAAUGAGGCUCAAUCCACUGGUUUACGGCAUCCCAUAUGGAACAAAAGAGGUUUGUGUCGGACGUCAAUAGCAAAAACUUUACUUGAACGAAGCGAAUUUUUUUUAAAAAAACUUCGUUGCUCUUAUUUGAUCUCGUUCGAUUUGUGAAACGUACGCAAUUGUUGUGGAGUUGAAAUCUUAAGUUCAGAAAAAUAAAAGACCAAGAAAGUCGUUGUUUAGGAUUUAAUUUCAGGCGCGUUACUGGAAAAAGUUGAUUUCUUAUUGACAUCAUGAGUGAUAUAUUACGCUAACAGUGAAUCCUGAGUUUCUGACGUGUUUAUCACAUCGAGAACUUCAUUCACUUCUCUUGAAUUUUUUGAGAAAAUACCCGAAGGAAUGCUUUUUUUUCUGUUAAAAAUUGUGCUUUUUCGCGUGCUUAGGAAUGCUUACCAUAAGUCAGAACUGGCUGGUUGGACUAAGGCUUUUUGAAAAAUGAAUUGAACAUUUUUUGAGACUUUGUGCGAGAAACUUAUCUCUGCCGUACACACGUGUUAGUAAUAGACUUCUGAUCUGGCUGGAAAAUUCUGAUUAAAAGUGGAAUUCUCUCAGCGAGUAGAUUGAUCUUAAGCCAGCUCUGACAGAUGUACACGCUGUAGGUUUUGUACGUCGUGUUUUCAUUCCCUGACAUGACAUCUUUAAUGGACGCCUUCUUGACACUGAUAUUAUGCGAAACGUUGACAUAGCAAUUUUGCAACUUCACACGUGAAAUUAUGAAUUAACAAUGAAAUUUCAAGUCAAAAUUAGGAAGUAAUUUAACACUUGUACUUAAAGCGACUUAUAAAAGCCUUCACUUCCCCUCACUGAGGUAGUAAAAAGCUACAAAAUUUAUGUCAUUUUUAACGUGCGUUUUACAUAGGAAGAUCCCUUUUUGCAUCAGCAUCGGCGAGACCUGAUCACAAACGCAGCGCGUCAUUUGGACAAAGCAAAGAUGAUCCGGUUUGAUCAACGAACCGGCUACCUUUACUCAACAGACCUCGGAAGAACCGCCAGUCACUUUUACAUCAAGUACGAUACUAUAGAGGUGAGUAUAAAACACAAAUCUAUAGGAACCUCCGCUAUUGUAUUUGCCGUCUAUACGUGAAUCCCCCAUAGUACACUCUGUUUCCCAGUGUUUUUGGAAGGGCUGCGUAUUCCAAAGAGCAUUUGAAAAAUAUAGCGUAUGCAGAAUUUGUGGGGCAAACAGUGUCCAUGUAGUAUGUGGGAUUCGAAAAUGGUCAAUUUGCCACUUGCACAUCUCCCAUGAUGCACCUUGUUUCCCCUCAAAAAAUUUUGCAUAAGCAGAGUUUUCAAUUUCUCUUGGGACGACUUUAAUACCCAGGGCCCAGUUGUUUGAAGGCCGAUUAGCGCUAACCCGGGGUUAAAUUUUAAUCUGGUAUCGUUUUAUUCUUUUUAGAGCAUCCAAUCAUCAAAUUGUAGACAAAGUGAAUUAAACUUAAUUAGCUUGAAAGUCUUCUAAUUUGGAUUCAAGUUUCGCACUAACCCUGGCUUAUCUUAACCCAGCUUUGAACAACCCGGCCUAGAAAAAUGAAAACAAACAAACAAACAAAGCAAAGGUUAUCUGGUUAUACCGCAUUUCUUAUUUCUUUCUUUCCGUCUUUUCUUUUUUUUCUUUUGGCGGCUCGGAAUAUAACAACCUUAAUGAAUCUUUUUUUGUGUCUUGUCUUUAGGUGUUUAAUGAAAUGUUCAAAACUCAUAUGCCUGAACCUGAAGUGCUGGCCAUGCUAUCUCACUCACAAGAGUUUGAACAAGUCAAGGUGAGUCUGUUUGAAUGUGCUAUUCUGAUCGUUUUCAUUAAUAGUGGCGGUUAAUUUCAGUUUAAGAGUCUUUCUUGCUUGUGGCGGGGUCAAGAGAAACUUCAGAAAACAAGGCACCUUGCUGGAGUAAUAAGGACACUAAAUAGCAGUUUGAAUGGUGUCACGGUUGAAACUUAAGAUUUUUAAAUCAAAUCAUAUUACGUAUUUCUCUGGCACUUAGCAAACACUCAGAAACAAACUAUUUAGCCGCGCGGCAUAUAUACCUGAUUGAAAAAACGUUGUCACUAAAAAGUGUAAACCAUGAACGAUGAGGUUUCAAGGAUUUAUGGGUAUACAUUAGCAAAGCAAAUUCAAAGUUCUUUCGACAAAAGUUUACAUUGUCACGAGAUGCUCAUGCGGAUGCAAAUCCCUAGAGUACUUUGUUUAAGGCAUGCUGUUGUCGUUUUUUCUUUUCCAAGAACGCUUUUAGGUCUUAUCUUAUGAUUUUCAAGUUUGCGUUAGCGAUAUGGCUACGCUCUUUAACUGUAAAAAUCUCUUAUGUGUCCAGCACUGGUGAAGUUGUGAGCCGUAAAUACUGGAAACCGUUUUACGUUUUUUGGAAUGCGUCGUCGCGAAAAGCUUCGUAGAUGUAAACAUUUUUGAGAAGAACUUUAAAUUUGCAAUGCUAAUAAAGUUCUACCCAUAAAUCCAUUAGGCCCCAUCGUUCAUGGUUUAUACUUUUCAAGCGACAACGUUUUUUCAAUCAGCUGUAAUUGUAACCUUUAUUAAGCGGCCGCUGUUAUGUUUUUUUUUAAUUCAGGUCUCAUCGAGUUAUAUUUACCUUAAUUGUCCCUUUCCCCAGCGGCCAGUCAUUAAAGGAUUUGUUAUGUAGCGCACGAAGAACUGCGGCUACAAAUUUCGAGAUUAACCCUCAGGAAUCAGUCAAAAUUUACGAGGAACAUUACACUGUUACCCUCUUACGUCAUAGAUUUUGCAGUUUGCCCACUCAGGAACUUUUGGCGGGAAACAGUCUAUGCCACGUGACUUAAAAGUAACUAAAAUUGAGAGGGCGUGCUGUUGGGGAAAAGAAAUUCCAACCAUGUAGUAGGGUUGUUUGACUGUAACAUGAAUUCCCUUAUUUGAUGACCGUUCAUUGAUCACUUGUUUUAUGACAGGUCCGUGAAGAUGAGAUACCAGAGCUUGAGACUCACUUGGCAGAGCACUGCCCUCUUCACGUCAAGGGAGGAGUGGAGAAUAGUUAUGGCAAAAUCAACAUCCUUUUGCAGACUUUCAUCUCCAAAGGAUUCGUUGAUAGCUUCUCACUGGUGUCAGAUUUGGGUUACGUCGCUCAGGUAUAGAACGCUUACCGCAGUACUUGCGUUUUGUAAGUAAUUUUCAACCAUUUUUAUAAGUUAUUCGCUGCGAAUAACAGUUUUGGAUUAGUUGUUUGGAUUAUUAGCAAUGUUAGAAAAGACCAUGCCUUAAAAACAUUCGUAAAUGUCAUGAAGGUAAAAUAAUCUUUCCACACUGACACUGGAUAAAAAAAAGAGAAACUAGAUAAUUAUAAGCUCAUAUGGAGUGACUUACUUUGCUGCUUUCUUUGUUUCUUUAUCUUUUGGCUGAUUGAAACUAACAUAGAGCUUCCUAUUCUUGCGGUCCUUUGGUUCACAGUCCUCUGGUUUCGACUCUGCUUGCGUCUUUGUUUUGUUAGAAAAGACCAUGCCUAAAAAACAUUCGUAAACGUCAUGAAGGUAAAAUAAUCUUUCCACACUGGUUCAAAAAAAGAAACAAGAUAAUUAUAAGCUCAUUUUUGACAUAUGGAUAAGUCGAUGCGAAGUGACUUACAUUGCUGCUUUGUUUGUUUCUUUAUUUUUUGGCUGAUUGAAACUAAGAUAGAGCCUCUUAUCCUAGCGGCCUUUUGGUUCACAGUCCUCUGCUUGUGCCUUUGUUUUUGUAACAUCUUAGUUCAGUUUACAUUUCUACUGUUUUUGUCUUGCCUUUAGAAUGCUGCCCGCCUCAUGAGAGGGCUGUUUGAAAUAGCUCUCCACAAGGGUUGGCCGACCAUGGCAUACAGGCUGCUGGGCUUGUGUAAAAUGCUUGACAAACGACUGUGGGGAUUUGAAAAUCCUUUGCGCCAGUUUACUAUUUUGAAGAAUGAGACACUUGUUAAACUGGAAGAGAGAAGAGCGACCGUUGAUCGGUUGAGAGAUAUGACUGCUGAUGAAAUUGGUAUGUUUUUGUGGCCUUUACAAUUUUAACUCGUACCCGGGAUGAGUAGUUCCUAGUGACCUUAAAAUACACCGUCUCAGCCUAUGGGUACGGGUAAGUGAACAUGUUUACCUCGUAGUUUUAUAAAAGGCAACCAUUUUUUCCCAGAUGUGAUAAUGGCGUAACCAUUCUACCUGGUAGUUUCUCCCGGGUUAGAGGCAGUUUACCCGUAUUUACGUUCUACGGUACGGCUAAUUUACCCGUACGCAGAAACGGUGUACCUUAAGGUCUCUACUAUGAACCUUUUAUGCCGCUCCUUAGACAAUGGAGAAAACAACAGAAACUUAAGCGUUCCUGGUAUUGCUAGUAACGCAAACGAAAACUUACUGAAACAACUGGAGAAUUAAUUGCCGUUCCAAGCUUGCAACUCGGAAGGUUAGUCCCGAAACUACACCGCCAUGACUCUUGCAAAUUGCCAGCUGCUUUGCUUUCUGUGAAUUGGCAUUUUAAACCUUGUUAUGUUUCAUUUAUUGGUCCCAGUAGUCACUGAGCUAUGAACACUGCUGCGAGUGAAGGUUAUUUGUUAGUUAAAUAUUUAUUGUUCCGUUAUAACAGCUGGCUAAAAUCUUUAUGAGCUGUUUUCCUUCUGUCUGUUUUGCUUGUCUGCGACUUUUAGGUCACAUGAUCAGACAUCCGCGCAUGGGCCCCACAGUCAAGAACUGUGUUGAACAGAUUCCAGCAAUCUCAUUGGCUUCCAGCAUUCAGCCAAUCACAAGAACUGUUCUGCGGGUACGGCUAACAAUCAAGCCUGAAUUCAAGUGGAAUGACAAGGUUCAUGGAUGCACAUCAGAACCGUGGUGGAUCUGGGUCGAGGAUCCGGACAACAAUCAUAUUUAUCACUCCGAGUACUUUCUGCUUCACAAAAAACAGGUUUGCGAGAAAAAGAGUUUUGCUACUUUAAAAGUGACUUGUUCACUGUAUAUAUCGCUACAGAAACAGGUUGCUUCGAUUGAAACCGGUUUGACCCGAAAAAGCAAUGGUUUAUUACUCUGUAGAAAGUAGGUAGGGUGUUCAUAUAUCAAUCGAACCUGUAUUUAGUGGUCAGUUAUUAGAGUCCCGGUGGACAAAACUGUCAGUAAACCACUGUAAAUAGAACCUUAUUAAGUGACCACUUGUCGCUUCCUCGGCGAGUCUUUCCGCGUUGGAAGGUUCCUACAGUUAUUGUAAAAGCGUUUGUGUUAAGUGUAGAGAGCGGUUUGUUUGACCACACUGGUGUGUUCCACUACAGAAACAGAUGUUUCUACUCCAAAAGGGCAGAUUAAAUUUUAUUUGCGUUUUUCAUGAGCCUUCUUCAUCCUUCUUUAUCUGUUCCACUCACUCUCUUUUGUCAGGUUUUAGCUGAAGAAGAGCAGACGCUGGUGUUCACGAUUCCAAUCUUUGAGCCACUUCCUUCACAGUAUUACGUGCGUGGCGUUUCUGACAGGUGGUUAGGAUCGGAAGUGGUGUGCGCCUUGUCAUUUAAACACCUCAUAUUGCCUGAGAAACACCCUCCUCACACUGAGCUGCUGGAUCUACAGCCUUUACCGAUAACCGCGCUGAAAUGCGAGGACUACGAGCUACUUUAUCGGUGAGUGUGGAUGUUGAGUCUUACUAUUUACGGAGCCAUGGAGCGUUUUACUGUUGUUGUCGUUAUGAAGACGAUUCUUGUUUGAGAUGUGAAAUUGUUUUUGAUUAUCGAAGCCAUUGCUUCAUAAGGCGUCUGGGUCUCUGACGAACUGCUGUUGCUACUUUGGAAGUAUGCAUCUGUGGUCCGGUUUUAUCUCUGCCGUUGGAUCACUGAAAACGAGAAAUAUAUGUUGUAAAUUGUAAUUUUUUGUAAUUGUUUGUAAAUUGUAAUUUGUUUACCCACGGAGCACUAAGGAGUUCACAAGAACUCGUUGAAACGUGUCCGUGCGUUCAGAUCGAAUUGGAAUUUGAAAGUGUUGGUUUUUAAGGAGAGGGGAUAACCGGAGUACCCGGAGAAAAACCUCUCCAAGGAAGGGAGAGAACCAACAACAAACUCAACCCACAUACGGCGUCGAUGCCAGGAUUCGAACCCGGGCCACAUUAGUGGGAGGCGAGUGCUCUCACCACUGCGCCACCCUUGCUGGUGAAUAAUAUAUUACAACAAAAAACGAGAAAUAUAUGUUGUAAAAUAUUACAACAAAAAAACGGGUCUUUUUGCAAGAUCACCAGUGAUGAAAGUGCAUGGAAGUUGGGAGGGGUGUGCCUUGAAAUGGGCGUACUUCAUAUAAGCAGAGGGAUAGGGGUGGGGGUAAAGAUGCUACUCGAUGCUGCAUUUUGUAAAAACGUUCUUCUAGCAUUGUGCCUGCUUUCACGAAUCAUAACAGGCUUGGCAGUAGGUUGUUUACGUUUCAAUUCAGCAAUUUUAUUUUGAAUUAUUUUGUUUUUUGUUUUUUAUUUAUCGUGCCUUAGGUUCACGCAUUUUAAUCCAGUCCAGACGCAAAUAUUUCACACGGUGUAUCACACAGAUCAUAACGUGUUGCUUGGAGCCCCGACAGGAUCUGGCAAAACACUGGCUGCUGAGCUGGCCAUAUUCCGCAUCUUUAAUGUCUAUCCGGGAACUAAGGUACGUUGCACAUUCCGUCAGUUCCUGAAUACAAGAGCUCAGAGACACAGAAAAUGCGAGAAAUAUGACGACACGACAUGUGGUGGCUCAUUAGAAUAAACGAGUUAAAGCUGAAAUAGGAAAUAAAAGAUAAAAGACUUUACUAAGGGGUUUGAAAUUUGUUUAAAUCUGAUGCCUUUCCAAUUUCUACAAUUUUCGGAUCAAUUUCCACCUACCUCUUCCCUAAGUCAGCAAUAACACUUGUUUCCCACUUAGGGCAAAAUGUUGGGUUAGGGGAGGGGUAGGUGGGCAGUUUCCCAGAAACGUAAAUGGAUCCCAAUUUUCUACAGUUUCUGAGGAAGAUCAUAAUUGAUUUCUCUCAUAAAUUAGCAACUCUUAUAAAUAUCGCAGCCAAUGUGAAGCUUUUAAUACCUGUUCUCUGUAAAAAUGUUGAAAAAGAAUGUCUUCUUUGUGUUAAUUGUUGUGUUUAAAAGUUUUUUUUCUAUUGCAGGCCGUGUAUAUUGCGCCACUGAAAGCUCUUGUUCGCGAAAGAAUGGAUGAUUGGAAAGUUCGCUUUGAGCAGAAAUUAGGGAGAAGGUAUUAUUUUUAAAAGCAAAAUUGAUUGUGUCGUUAUGGUAAAAGUGUAUUCCCAAAUUUUAUUAGUGAUGUGAAGUAGUAGCGUCAAAAUCGAACGAAACUUAUCAUGAGCUGGCUUUUCCUACCACUACAGUGUCGUGGAGUUAACCGGAGAUGUGACCCCUGACAUGCGCGCCAUCGCUAAAGCAGAUGUGAUCGUGACCACCCCGGAGAAAUGGGACGGUAUCAGUCGAAGUUGGCAGACUCGUAAUUACGUCAAGGCGGUGUCCCUGCUGGUAAUUGACGAGAUUCACUUGCUGGGGGAGGAGAGAGGACCGGUUCUGGAGGUCAUCGUUUCGCGGACAAAUUUUAUCUCUUCACACACCGAGAAGACAGUUCGAGUGAUCGGUUUGUCUACAGCUUUAGCUAAUGCCUCAGAUCUUGCGGACUGGCUCGGAAUCGCUCAGGUAACUGAUGAAUAGAAUUGGAAAAAGUAGUUUGGUACUUUCAUAUAAGAAUCGGCCAGCAUUCAUUUUAACAGAAAGGGAGGUAGGUGGUUAGGUAGGUAGGUCGGUCGGUAAGUAAGCGAUUUCGAGACAAUUCCGCCCCCCCCCCCCAAAAAAUUAUUCAAGGGAAACUUGUCUGAAAAAAAAUUUCCUGCCAGCAGUGACUGAAAGAAGAAUUCAUGCAGAGCCAGAGAAAAAAAUAUUGCAGACGAGUGAGCUGAAAAAAAUUCGUGCGCUGAAAAAUUUUCACCACCCCCCUCCCCCCUUUGGUUAUUUCUAAUGGUCCACCCCUAGGUAAAACUUUCUUUGAAAAAAUAAACUAAAAUUAAAAAAUAAUGAUAGUGAUAAUAAAAAUGCAUGUGGGAGUCCGGUAAGUUGGAUACCCGUUUGAUGUUUUGCUCAAGCUGUCAAAUAGAACUGGGUGGCUUCCUUUCAUUCUUGGUCAGCAACAAACCAACGCAUUGGCUCCUGCUGAUCAAAAGCGGUUGGUUAGUUAUGUUAAGCCCCCUUCUUGUAGCUCUCUCUAAUAUUCAAGUUCUUCCACUGCUAGCGACCCUUGAUAAACUCCAGUUACUGCCUACCUCUUGAGGCGUCUCCAUGCAGUGAUUGUUUUAGUUACACUGGGUGUAAUAGCGUGUAGGCUCUUAGAAAGAGAGUAUCGCACUUUACUUUGCGAUGCCUGCUCUAAGUUACUUCCGAUGUCUUUAUAUUUGACAGGCUGGUAUGUUUAACUUCCGGCCGUCAGUUCGCCCCGUCCCACUAGAAGUCCACAUAUCUGGUUAUCCCGGCAAACACUACUGUCCACGAAUGGCAACAAUGAAUAAGCCUACUUUCGCCGCUAUUCGUACCCACUCCCCUACCAAACCUGUGCUCGUGUUUGUGUCGUCGAGGCGGCAGACUCGCCUUACAGCGCUGGAGCUAAUUUCUUUCUUGGCGUCCGAGGAUGAUCCUAAACAAUGGCUGCACAUGCCUGAAACUGAGGUACUGCUACGUUUCCCCAACGUUAGUUCUUGAUAUCAAAUGAAUAAUUACAUUCUAAUGGUAGUUAACGGAUGCUUAAUUAUAUUUUUUCAUGCCCUUUGUGUAAAGAAAGAUGGUAAAUUUUACUGUGAAGCUCGGUAAAUGUAUGUGGAAGAUGUGAUUGUCAACAUGUCACAAGCGUAGAACAAAGAAAAACGCUUACGAGCUCCUUGCAAAUUUACUGUAGAGAACCAAGAGAUUUUGUUCGAGAAUGGGCAGGAUAAAGAAAUGUGGUCAAAGCAUUCAGUCGCGUUUUUGCGGCUGAUUGUGCCUAACUUUUUUGCCCUUAUUUCUGUUUUAGAUGGAUUCUUUGAUACAAACAGUAAAGGAUAAUAAUCUAAAGCUGACUUUGUCGUUCGGCAUUGCACUCCAUCACGCGGGUCUACACGAGAGAGACAGAAAAAUCGCCGAGGAACUGUUUGUUAAUCAGAAAGUUCAGGUAAACUCACCGUUUAGAUAUUUAUUUACUUAUUUAUUCUAUGUCUGACCAAUCAAUGUAAACAUGGAUAUAUACCGAAGUGCUAAUCUAUCGGGAGCCUUUGGGUGUUCGCGGCAAGUGCAAGAAACCGGAUAGCCUGAGUAUCAGGCCUUCCUAAGGGGCUAGGGGAGAGGAGAUUUUUGAUGGGGGAGAGGGGAGGGAGGAGAAGAGAAAGGAAAACCUGACACAAAACCAUUCAGCAAAUCGUGUGACACAUCCAAAAUCUGGAUGUGGUUGUGAUUGGAUAAACAGAAGAGCAUGAAAUGGAUGUAACGAGAGCACGUGAGAACGCACUCCCAAUGCCAAGCUCAGGAACAUAGUGUCAGUUACAUGAAAACAAACGUCUCGCGCCAGACACAGAAAAGCAAUUAAAAGAGAGUCGUUGCAAGGCACUGGGAAAGUGUACGAAAAAGAAAUUGAGAAUAACAAAAACAUUGGGCAAAAACAAAAAUUCAACAAUUGACAGCGCACGAGAUCGCAUGAAUCACGGUUAAAUUUCAUGUUUUGAUAAAACACCUCCUUGACCAGGGUUGACCUGAUUUAUGUUUCGGUUUUUUUGUUCGGUCGCAACAGAUAUUGAUAGCUACCAGCACUCUUGCCUGGGGCGUUAACUUCCCAGCACACUUAGUGGUUGUCAAGGGAACUGAGUAUUAUGAUGGCAAGACAAGGAGAUACGUGGAUUUUCCCAUUACUGAUGUUCUUCAGAUGAUGGGGCGCGCAGGGAGACCACAGUACGAUGAUCAUGGGGUGGCUGUGAUCCUGGUACAUGACAUCAAGAAACACUUCUAUAAGAAGUUUUUAUACGAACCUUUCCCUGUGGAGUCGAGGUAGGUUUAGUUAGUUUGAAAAUGCAGUGAAUUACUUCAACUAAGGAAGGACUUCCUUGUUUUUACAGUAAUAAUGCUCUUUUUUCAGGCGCCCUAAGGUAUCCUUAAGGAGUUCCUUUAAUAGAGACCUUUUCAUGCAGAUUACCCAUUAACCUGAGAAAACAGCCGACAUUUAGCUCUGCUACCACUGGUUUCCCCACCAAAUGAAGUCUGAGAAACGAGCGCAGAAAUUCCCAUACCGAUGACGCGUCACUACCCAGAUCCGGGUAGUGACGCGCCAUCAGUAUGGAAUUUCUGUACUCGUUUCUCAGACGUCAUUUGGCGAGGAAACCUGUGGUGGCGUCGUGAAAUGUCGGCUGUUUUCUCAGGCUAAUUACCCACCGAAGAGUAGACCAAGGACAGUACACUGGCCAGAGGUGGUAACUUACCUUAACUACCACGUCCUCAGCUGUCCUUGUGCCGCCAUCCCUCAGAAUACGUGUAAGAUAAGGCAAAAGUAAUUCGAAAGGAGCGUUAAACAAUCAGUCUAUAGUUGUCGGAGUUAAUGAUCGCGCAUUCUUGAGUGUUGUACCGGCCGGAGUCGAACCCGCUCUACCUCUCUGGCGUCUGUUACCUGACCAAUUGUGUUAACCAGUCGGCGGACUAAAGAGUUGUCACUUUUGGUUUUACGCGUUUCAAAGAUUUUGCCUUGGCACAGAAGUUACGAGUCGUUUGGCGCGUAUUAAUCAUGAAUUACUGCACUGAUGAUCAUUCAAAUAGACUACUAAAGUGUGACGUCAUAAUCCAGUUUCUGAAAUCAUGGGAUUUGUCAGGAUAUUCUGAAAGAAUAUGUGCCAAAUAAUGAGCAUUUCGGGGCAAAUUUUCUCUGAGAUCGUAGCCCAGUUAUGCUUAGAAAACUCCAUACAAACCCUUCUAAAUUUUUUUGGGUCGACCCAAACAAAAAUUAGAGGGUUUUUAUGGAGUUUUCUAAGUAUAACCGGCUAACUUCUCAGAGACAAUUUGCCCCGAAAUACUCAGUUUUGGUAAGUAGGCCUCUUGGACAUUGUUCUUUCAAAUCCCAUAAUUUCAAAAACUUAAUUUUUAUGACGUCAUCACUGUAGUCUCAUUGAUGUGUUUCAUAAACACUGGUCUACAAACUCUAAAUGGUGAUGCCACUCAGGUUUGCUUUAGCAGAAAAUGCCUUGAAAACAAAAACGCUACGGACUUAAAAACAGUGUAAAAACAGUUGUAAUUUGCGCUGGUAAGUGCUGAGGUGACUUAUGUAUGAUUGUAUUUGACUGGAAUUUUAUAAACGGCCUCAUUUUUUGAAUUUGAUUUGCUUGCUAAUUAACCUUGAUUAUAUUUUAUUGUAUUUCGUUAUUUCAUUAUUUUCUUAUGGCAAGCCCAUUUCCUGGAGACUAAACACGAAACCCAGCAAUCAAAAGUAUCUACAUCUAUGUACGAUUGACGUGUUACUUACUAAGAAGAUUUUUAUUUUUAAAGUUUGCUGGAGGUGCUCCCAGAUCACUUGAACGCAGAAAUUGUGGCGGGAACAAUAACCUCGAAACAAGAUGCGAUGGACUACCUUACUUGGACGUAUUUCUUCCGCCGUCUGUUAAUGAAUCCGAGCUAUUAUGAGCUGGAAGAUACCAACAAUGACUCAGUAAAUAAGUUCCUGUCUGGGCUGGUAGAAGAUGCUGUUUCACAGGUGGAGACGUCCGCGUGCAUAGAGAUUGGCGAGGUAAUAAAAAGUGCCCGUGCUUUUGCUUGUUUGAUUAUCUUAGGGACGGGGUAAAAGCGCUGUAUUUUCAGUCGUCAAAUGAGAGGUGAGAUAAAUGACAUGUCCAAGAGAGAGCUUUCUGGGCACUUUGCUAAACUAAGCUAUUUACUCGCAUGUGAAGACGUCUUGACCUACCCGCGAUAUAAAAACAAAGUUCUUGCACCUUACUCUAGCAAUCUGACGGCCUCCAGAUAGAAAUAAGCACAAAAAAGAAAUAAUCGUGGUUUGUGCUUUAAAGAGGCUCGUUUAAUGCGAACAAUUUUUAGUCGUUGGUAAUGCAAAAGUACUUUAAAAUCAUCGUUUUCUGUGUGCUCUUCCCCCAAAUGGAGAACUUUUUGACGUGCCUAUUUGAAGAUGCUCCUUUGAUUAACUGAUUUAAUGAUUCGUUAACUUUCUAAAUACGAAUUGUCAUAGUUGCUCUUUGAGUGAUUGAUCACAAGAACAAUGUUUGUCCAUCGAUACAGGGAAAAACAAACAUAUUUGUUUUCAUCUACGCUAUUAUCGUAUGGAGUAGAAAUGAUAAUGAAAUUGGAACUAAAGGACUUCUUCCUUGUUUAUUUUUAGGACGGUUUGUCAGUUUCUGCCACGACACUGGGGAGAAUUUCUUCUUACUACUAUUUAAAUCAUUUGACGCUGCGCAUGUUUAGUGAACGGUUACAUGCUGACUGUAGCUUACCAGAACUCAUCCAGAUUUUAGCGGUAAGUGAAAGUCUGUUUAUUAAAAAAAAGCCUUUUUCUAUGAGUUUUGGCAAGGUGCAGUGCACGAUCCGGGGAAAUUCUCAUCAUAGAGCGUGACUUGAAAAUAGUAACAUAUUCUCACCACCUUCAAUGUACAUGAAUAUACAAUAAGAUGUGGAAGGGUGAUUUGGCGGUACAUUCUGGUGCAUUGAAGGCAGUGCACCGUGUCGUGCCUGGGUGGGAGGGUGGGUCGCUGACCGCCCUCUGAGAUGUUGUUAGACAAAUGCUCACAAUUGGAAGAGUGGUGGCAGUAUAUACAAUGCUAAGAAUUGUGAGAUAUCUAUCGUUAAGAAAAUAUUCCUGUUUUUAUUUAUUUAUUUAUACUUACGUUUUUUGUUUUCCUUUCCAUUCGUCAUUUGAUAGGACGCAGAGGAAUACUCCCAGCUCCCAGUUCGUCACAAUGAAGACAUAAUUAACGGGUUGGUUUUUCCUUAGCGUGUUUAUCCAGAAUUUUCUUUUUAUUUUUUUUUUCCUUCGACGUCGAGUGCAGUAAACAAGGAAAUUCUAAUCUGUUAACCUCCCCUUAAUUAGACAUUAUGACUACACUGAAAAUCCAAAAGGAAGUUUCCAAUUAGCGUCUGCAACAGAGCAAUAUGCCCUUAAAAUACUAGGCUCGAGUACUUCGUCGGAAAGUUUGGACUCUGGACUCGUUGCGAAGACUACAGUUGCACCUCUGUACAACGGUCACCUUAGGGACUGAAGAAAGUGGCCGUUGUAGAGAGGUGGCCGUUAGAAGAUUUUCGACUGUGUGUGACACAUCAUUCACGUCGUCUCCCAUCCCUAAUCACUGAACUUCACUGUACGUUUAUCCUACAUUAUGUAACCGUCGUAAGGUGUUCUUCCUUCUUCAGGUCGAUGUUAUUUUGACUUUACCUUGGGCGCCAUUUCAGUCGUUACGCGCCGCGGGCAUUCACAACUGGAACACCACUUAUCCUUCCCCCUUUUUGGAAAAUGUGUCUGCUUUUGAUUUGGCAACCUGCUGCUGCUGUGUCUUCUAAAUAGUUGCUGCUUUUUGCCUAAUGAGACUCAAGGGAAAUAUCCUAACAAAUUUGGCGCUAAAUCAACCUAAGACGAGUACUUUCCUGUGCUGCUUUUUUUAAUCUUCGUUUGCGUGCAUUUUUUACUGGAAAAUUCUACGUAAUUCAGUGUAUUUUAGGCCAUGUUUAAUGAACUCGAGCUAUCAGUAACGUAGUUUCCCUAAGCACUUUGUACUGUAUUUGCAGUGAACUGGCCCCAAGCCUCCCUCUUGAGGUAGACCCUCACACGUACGAUAGCCCGCAUACCAAGGCCCAUCUGCUAUUCCAAGCUCAUUUCUCUCGGACGCCGCUGCCCAGUACUGAUUAUUUGACGGAUUUGAACUCAGUGCUUGAUCAAGCCAUCAGGAUCUUACAGGUACGUCAAAAAAAUAGAGAUAGAUGCAUUGUGUUCUUGAGGUAGGCAACACGAGCGCUGAUUAAGGCUCAGUUGCUGCUUAAAGCGUCACUUAUUCGACGGCAGCGAAAACGUCGCAUAAAAAGUGAAUUUGCGUUCUUUCAGUCUUCAUCGCGAUUUUUUUCUAGCCAGUUUGAUGUUAAGGUAAAGUUAAAGGUAGAGGUAAAGAGUUCUUAUUUUACGUCGGCAGCUCGAAAUAGUCAUCUGACUAACAAACUUGGGGCUGAUGGUGCGCUCAUUUAAACCUCCUCCCCCCCCCCCCACCCUGUAAUAUGGGAGCAUUCAACACGAGCACAGAUGAUUGACUGCGCAUGCCUUGUUUAUUCUUCUCAGGCCAUGAUUGACGUUGCCUCUGCUGAAGGCUGGCUGGCGACAGCGUUGCGCUGCAUGCAUCUUGUACAGAUGGUGGUGCAAGGCCGUUGGCUUCACGACUGCACUCUCCUCACUCUGCCCUGUGUUGACCCAGGCCUCUUGCGGUAUUUCAGAGUAGAAGGCCGCUCAUUAGAAUGUUUACCUGAGUUGCUGGAUGCUCUGAGAGGUCAGAGAAAGGUUCUGCAUUCUAUGCUGGAAGAUGCUCUGAGUGCUGGAGAAAUAAACGAGGUACAAACGCUAAACAAAUGCGCACAUAGGAAAAAGAAAAAAGGGGAGGGCAUAAGGCCGAGCAAACAUCUAGAACAAAUAGCAUUUAAUUUAAAGGGUUGAAAACCCCUAUGGACUGGAGGAAGAACACUUGGCCAUCUUACAAUAAUAUUUUAAACCCAAGAGUUUAACUUAAGACUGAUGAAAAGAUUGCUUGAGGUGGACUUAACUCUGUGGUCGAUUUAAUAAAGCUUUUGCAAGAUUGUACUUUACAAAUGUAACAAUUGUUUUAGAGUCUGAAAACAUUAGCUAAACUUGUAAAUUAAACUUGUUAAAGUUUUAUUAAAUUAACCCCUGGCCUCCGGGUUACUAGUAAGGCACGUUAAGCACGUACGUGCCCACAAGACUACUUAUGUAAGCUGAGUAAAGUGUACUAAAAAAGCGGGGACCUUGUUGCCACUGUAAAGCUGUGGGUGGAGAAAAAUGAGGAGUAUGGAGGGGAGGGGUAAGGCACAUCAUUAUACAAGGGCAUUAACGACUCUAACAAGUGUUAUGUUGUGUUAAGUUAUGGGCCUGAUGAAGUCAAAUCCCUUGCUGUGGAUAAUUUUGUUUUCACCUUUAAUAAAUUCUGAAUGUAGUGAUCGUAAAUAAAUGUUUUAUCCCCGUUUUGCUGUAUCGUUAUAGGUGUUCAAUGUGUUAGGUCGUCUCCCUCAAAUCAGCGUGAAGAUAAAGGUUCGCGGAGUCUGGGCCGAGAAUGAGACCGGACAGAAGGAAACUAAAGCUAUUAGUACAGCGCAGACAGAAGGAUACGUGAAAGAUUGGGUCCCAGUGCAUGCCGAGCAAGAGUACGUCAUAAUAAUUGAAAUCUCCAGGGAAAGUUUUGGUUUUAAGGUAAAGCGUUGCAUACUUUGACUUAACAUUUUUUUUUAUUUGUUUUUUGUUGUAGUAAUUCAACAUUGAGGCGCGCGAAGCUAGUUUCAAAUUAAUUUCGCAUGAUAGUCAACUGGCCAAUUAAGACCCAAAUCACACAGAACAUGUUAUUGUAGCACUUCCUCGAAAUCCUUUAUCCAACACUUAUUAAUAGCCCAUUUUACAGUUACAAGUGAAAACGAGGCUGGAGUUGACUUUGUUUUGAUACAAUCCGUCCUACUUUAUUAUGUAUAUAUUUUUUAUGCAGUAUUUUUAAGCAAAAGUUACAUUAGAAAAGGGAGGAGGUUGUAUCUAAACAAGGUCAACCUCAACCUCAUGUCCAGUCAAAGGCUAGGACACUAAGCCCAUAACUGUAAAAUGGUCUAGUGGCUCAAUAGAGUGGAGAAGUGUGACGUCACGUUACCAUGGCAGCCCUAUUUCUGAAUGACAACAAAAGCCAACCACGACGGCGACGGCAAGAAGAAUAGCAAAAAAUAAUAUCUUUAUAUUAAAAAACAACAACUUUGCACGUGCACACGCUAUUUUGUACAUUUCUUUGCCGUCGUUUCGCCACUACUGCAUGAAACUUCCUAAUUUCACGAGCCCGCUUUAUGGAGUAGGUGAACACAACACAAAAAUUGUCCCUUUCUUUUUCUGAACUAAGAAAACGAUAGAUACGGUCCCAAAGAAAAUUUCGCCAAGAUUUGCGUAAUUAAAUGAAAGUGAAUAAGAUUGGUGAGGUUUAAAAUAGUGCGAAUAGACUUUUAAGUGACUUUUUCGGUUUGUUGUCAUCCAAAAAUUUUUCUACCGUGGCAACGUGACUUAACGACUUCUCUUUUCUAUAAAAGCGUCUGUAAUUAGUAAAUUGUGUAUGUCAGCUCAUCGUUUCAUCGAUGUUUUAGCAUCCAGCAUCUGAUCGUUGUAUGAUACUUACAACUUGUAACCCCUAGUUUAUAAUUUGAUGAUAGUUGAUAAAUAGAGAGGAGAAGUCUUUACGUCACUUUGCCACGGUAGCAAAAUUCCUGGAUGACUGCAAAUCAAAAUGUCACUAAAAGUAGAUUCGCACUGCUUCAAACUUCAUCGAGCUUAUUUAAUUUUAUUUAAUUUGUCAAAUAUUAACCCAACCCUAACAGCUACUCUUUCUUUUUAGCGCUCCAACACAAAAGCACAUGCGCCAUAUUUCCCUAAAGCGAAAGAUGUGGGCUGGUGGGUGGUCCUUGGCGAGAUGGACACAGGUGAGCUGUUGGCCGUGAAGAGAGUGGGACAAGUGCGCGCGACAAGUACCGUGCCCUUGUCGUGCUACAUGCCUGAGGACCUAGGUAGAAAGAUCUACACGGUGUACCUCAUCAACGACGCUUACAUGGGAAUGGACCAGCAGUAUGAUGUUCCUUUGGAGAUAAUAGAAUCUGAUAUAAGUAGUCAAGUGAAUACUGAGGUGGACUUUUGAAUACGAAGCCUAGAUGUAUAACUGAGUAAGAAAAGAUAUAUUGCAGUGUA
Molecule: messenger RNA, 33681 nt
Organism: Porites lobata
Lineage: Eukaryota; Metazoa; Cnidaria; Anthozoa; Scleractinia; Poritidae
Source: the annotation of a GenBank genome assembly